Messenger RNA from Helianthus annuus (common sunflower), 1198 nucleotides. RefSeq lists its product as uncharacterized. Gene Ontology annotation, biological process: proteolysis. The coding region runs from base 449 to 1087 and encodes 212 amino acids. Gene Ontology annotation, molecular function: cysteine-type peptidase activity; deNEDDylase activity. Lineage: Eukaryota; Viridiplantae; Streptophyta; Magnoliopsida; Asterales; Asteraceae. The record is from RefSeq and is a predicted model, not a curated record. The transcript has 8 exons.
UUAAAAUUUUCCCUCUUAUUUUGAGAUUUCAAAAUUGGACAUCCAUGUAUUCACAACCAUCGAUCUUUUUCCCACGAUAUCCUCAAAACUGAACCUAAACAGUCUGUAGAAAUUGAUGAGUAUUUGAGGAAAUCGCAAAUAUCAACAAUUAGAAAUCCAAUAUAUUAUCAACCCUUAUCAAAUAUUUGGGUGAUUCUGGAAAAACAAGAAUUGGUUUGUAGCAGAUUUGUGGAGUUUUGCGGUUUUAGGGGUUUUUAGCCAUCUCCUAGAUCAUCAAAAGUCACCAGGGCUGAUGUCUGAAAGAUUUGGGCUACUAGCUGUAAUUGGAGCAUAUGUGAAGGAAAAUAGUAUUAAGGUUCAGUUGGAAACUGUUGCUUAACGAUCUUUGCUGUUUCUUAAUUUGCUCAUACUAGAGUGUGAGUACGAUCUAUUUGGGCAUGAUAGUUACAUGUACUUAAAUUGUGAUGAUUUUGAAGCGGUUUUUACAUUCACCAAGCUGACCGAUGUUGUCAUCACUUCUUGUAUAAUGUUCAUGUAUGAGCAAAUUAAGAAAGAGCAAAUACAUGAUUGUGGAAUAUGUUUUAUGAACCCGUCUGCAAUUUCGCGGGCUGAUCAACGCAAACCCAAACACAUCGAGGAUGCAAGUAGAGCGGUUGUAGAUCGAUUGUAUAAAAGAAAGGGCAAUGACAUCAUCCUAUUGCCCUACAACCCCGGAAACCAUUGGGUGUUGGCAGUACAAAACCUGAAAACAACUACUUGCUAUUAUCUUGAUUCUUUACGGCCUAGAAGUGUCGAUGAGCAGUUGAGGCAAAUUAUUGAUACGGCAAUGGCCGUGUAUGCUUCAGAAAGUGGUGCCAACAUAAGGGUUAAACUCAUAUGGAUUAACGCUAGGUGUCUACGUCAGCCAGGAGGUACUGAGUGUGGCUACUAUGUGAUGAAGUCCAUGAAGGAGAUAGCUUACGAAGGAGUUGAAAUACUUGACAAUGAUAAUGUUGGGAAAGGAGUAGAAGAAUAUUCGGCUGCGGAUAUGGAUCGCAUUCGUGAAGAUUGGUCGACUUAUGUGGUUAACUCUAUUUUUAAGUUAUAAAUCGUAUUUUAGGUGUUGAUAAUGUAUUGACAAACAAUUCUUUUUUUGUUAAACGUUAAAAUAUUUGUAGUAUACUUGACAAAUGAUUAUGUAAUGGAUUGUUUUGGUAUA